Molecule: messenger RNA, 405 nt
Organism: Sungouiella intermedia
Lineage: Eukaryota; Fungi; Ascomycota; Pichiomycetes; Serinales; Metschnikowiaceae
Source: the annotation of a GenBank genome assembly
AUGAGAUUCACCAGAGUGUUAAGACAAGCCGAGGAAGUUUUGGUGAGAGCCGCUUCUGGUAACCCAACCGGUUUGACUGGCUUGUACCAGCAUCCUAAUCCCAGACCAGCAUUGAUCUCCUUGUACAAAUACACUUUGAACAUUUUGGAGAAGGAUUUCCCAGCCAACUCUGUUUACAAGCAGUCUGUGGAGAACAUGACUAAGAACAGAUUGAAGGUUGUGGAGGAAAACGAGAUUACCGAGGCAAUCGAGAAUAAGAUUGGUGGUGGAUUGAUCGAGGAGAUCAUUAUUCAAGCCAAUGAUGAGUUGAACUUGGCCAAGGAGUUGUCGAAGUUGAAGGUUUGGGAGGAGUUGGAAGAGAAGCCACUUGAAGACCAGUGGGUUUACUUUGGUAAGAAGAUCUAG